Punica granatum (pomegranate) is the source of this 1120-nucleotide messenger RNA. The record is from RefSeq and is a predicted model, not a curated record. NCBI's taxonomy places the organism in Eukaryota, Viridiplantae, Streptophyta, Magnoliopsida, Myrtales, Lythraceae.
UCGUUGCCCCAAUCUCUCUCCCUCAUAUCGUACUCUUGCUUCUCCAGUUCUUCUCAAGAUUAGUCCAACCGCAAUGGCGAAACUGGCGCUGCUCUUCGCUCUCUUGUGCUCCUAGCGACCACCGUCGCCGUCCGCCUGAUGAAGGACCCAUCUCUUGGUGCGUGGAAGGGUCUACAGUGACCCCUGCAAAUCCGACUUUGAGACCUUCGCCUCUACUAACACUGUAGGUACAACAUGCACUUUCUUUUUUCUCUAUUUGACCAGAUCUUCCGUUUCCUGCUCAAUUUCUCCCGUGAAGUAGUGAGAAUGGUGAUUGUUCACUUCCCGGUGGACUUGUAGACUGUAGAUCUGCUUCAAAAUAGGCGUCGAUCUGGUCGCUAGAUCUUAGGAUCUGUUAGAUCUCUCUCGUUGUUGCUUGUGGUAGUGAAUGGUUCUGUCUAGGUCAAAAUUUUCGUCGGUGGAUUCGAUUUUGGUGUCAAGGAACAAUCGCACUAUUUCUGGUGCUAUCUCAAUGGCAAAUACCCCAGAGGAAAGAAAGAGACGGAAAAGUCGAUUCAAGCGCUUUGAGAAGGGAUAAGGUAAUCGGGCAGAACUCAAUCAUCAUUAUAAAUCAAAAGGUGUUGGAGCAGCAAAUUCAAAUUUGUAUGCUUGAAGGGCUAGUGCCAUGGUGAUCAGGAAGAACUUGGAUAAUGGGGGAUCUGAGGCUGUUGAAGACAUUGAGUGGGAUGCCCUUACUGUUAAGAAGACCUGUCAGGAAAUUGAGAAACGUUACUUGUGCCUUAUCUCUGCCCCCGAUCCUGCCACUGUGAGGCUAAAAGAAGUUCUUGAAAAGGCUCUUGCUAUGGUUCAAAGCUCGCAGAAGAAUUAUCAUUACAAAUGUGAUCAGCUAAAAUCGAUUUGCCAAGAUCUAACUGCUCAAACCGGAAUAAAAUUUUUUUACAGAUUCCAACAGGGUACUCGGAACCUGUGGUAUAAUACAGGUUUCGGGUAGGUUCCGGUUCCAAGAUUCAACAGGGUAGGGUCCGGUUCCAAAAUGUUGGAACCGGUCAUCUACAGGGUAGGAUCCGGGUAUUGUAAAAAAAACAGGGUAUCCGGAACCGAUCACCCCUAUAUAAAGUAG